CCAGGCGGCUGGGCGAGCUGUGCGGCCAGGCGCUGCGCACGGAGCCGGAGAUGCGGCGCCACCAGCUGCGCGCGCACCAGGAGCGCGAGCCCCGUUGCCCGCUCUGCCCGUUCUCCGCGCCCGGCUACGACGAGCUCCGCGGUCACGUGGACAGCGCGCACCCCGAGCCGGGCCCUGCCCCCGCGGGCGGCCGGCCCCAGUGCCCCUUCUGCGGGGAGACCGGCGCCUCGGGCCGCCAGGUGGAGGCGCACUUGAGGUCCCGGCACGGCCACCUCCUGGACCCGCCGGCCCCGGGAAAUGGUCAACAGCUAUAUGAAUGUCCAAUGUGUGAUCUUGUCUGUGCAAACUGUCAGAUUCUCCAGGAACAUGUUGACUUGCACUUAGAAGAGCACCGCUUUUCAGAAGUAGAUAUAAAUGUAGGUGGAAAUUUAAGUGAUCUGGAACUGGCUCAGCAGCUCCAGAAUGAAGAAGACAGACAGCAAGGAUUAGAAGAAGCAAGACAAGAGAGAGAAGAAUUCCAAAAACUGCAGAGACAAUAUGGCUUGGAUAGUUCUGGAGGCUACAAGCAGCAGUCACUAAAGAACAUGGAAAGGGAAGUAGCUAGGGGAAGGAUGCCGCCUUCUGAAUAUCAUAAGAGAAAAGCUGACAUGAUGGAAUCUUUGGCUUUUGGUGUAGAUGAUGGGAAAACAAAGACCUCAGGAGUCAUUGAAGCACUGUGCAGGUACUAUCAAAAUGAAAUCAAAGAUGUAAGGCGUGUAUGGCUUUCUACAGGAGUGGAUCACUUCCACUCAUCUUUGGGAGACAGAGGUUGGGGUUGUGGCUACAGGAACUUUCAAAUGCUGCUUUCUUCGUUAUUGCGGAAUGGCAUGUAUAAUGACUGUUUGAGAGAUAUUACUUUAAUUCCUUGUAUUCCAAAAAUUCAGUCCAUGAUUGAAGAUGCUUGGAAAGAAGGUUUUGAUCCUCAAGGAGCAUCUCACUUCUGCAAUAGAUUACAUGGUACCAAGGCAUGGAUAGGAGCAUGUGAAAUUUAUUCUCUGUUAACCAGUCUCAGAUUAAAGUGUCAAAUCAUUGACUUUCACAAGUCAACUGGCCCCUUGGGUACCCACCCUCGUUUAUUUGAAUGGGUUUUGAGCUAUUAUUCUUCAAACAGAGAAGGUAGUACAAAGGUUGUGUGUACCCCCAAACCACCUAUCUACAUGCAGCACCAAGGGCAUAGCCGUACUAUUGUUGGAAUAGAAGAGAGGAAGAAUAGAACAUUAUGUUUACUAAUAUUUGACCCAGGAUGUCCAUCGCAUGAAAUGCAGAAACUGCUAAAACAAAGCAGUGAUGAUACCAGUCUCAAACUACUUCGGAAAUUUGUGGGUAGCUUAAAAGAUAAGCAGUACCAAAUAGUGGCUAUAGAUGGCGAGCUCUCACCAGAGGAGAAAGUUGUAAGUAUUCCAGAAAAGUUUCUGAGUGGUAGCCCUGUUAGUCUGUAUCAGCAGAAAGAACGAGGAGUACUUGUGGCACCUUAGAGACUAACCAAUUUAUUUGAGCAUAAGAUUUCAUGGGCUAAAGCCCACUUCAUCAGAUGCAUGCAGUGGAAAAUACAGUAGGAAAGAGAGAGACAGACAGAUAUAAGAUACAAGAUAUCUAUCUAUAUCGCGUGCGUGCGUGUAUAUAUGUAUACACACACACUACACAGAGAAUAUAUACAGAGAAUAUGAAAAAAUGGGGGUUGCCAUACCAACUCUUAACUCUGUACACAGAAACGUAAUAGAAUUACCCGUUUGUCUUUAUCAAUUGUGCAUAAGCACUCUGGCUAUCUGGGUGUGUUGUGAUCUUUUUUCGUUUCCACGUCCCACACUCCAGCAAAAACACCACAAAACGAAACUCUCCUCUGUUUAUUCUUCACUAAUAAAAGUAAGAUCUUUAAAACA
Molecule: messenger RNA, 1919 nt
Organism: Caretta caretta (loggerhead turtle)
Lineage: Eukaryota; Metazoa; Chordata; Testudines; Cheloniidae
Gene: ZUP1
Product: zinc finger containing ubiquitin peptidase 1
Source: RefSeq, a predicted model, not a curated record